UCUUCCACCUUCUAUCGGUAUAAGACUCAACAUUCUUGAAAUUUCCUCGAAGAUACCAACGAGCAGUUAGACGAGAAACCACGCAACUCUACAGUAGUUUUCUUCUUGACACACGCCGGUUAUUAACGGAUCCAUCUAUCUAUCCCUUUCUCUCGUAAUUGUGUAUAGUGAGUUUUAUCUGAUUGUGUGUAAGAUGUGAUUACGGUCAACUGAAGGAUGGUAAAUUAUGAGUGUUGUUUUAUACAAGUGCAAUUUUUGAUUCCAACAUGAGUCAAACGAAAUUACUGGUCCUGGCCACUGUCAUCUAUUUCUUCAAAAGAUCCGACGGGUUAAUUCAAAAUGGUUCAGGAAAAUUUGGAAACAAAAAUUACCAUGUGUCAGAAAGGGAAAAACAAAUUACAAAAGUAUCGUUAACGCAAGUUGGAUAUAUUCAGUUCUUGAAAUACAUAAAUGAAGUUCCUCCGAUGACAGAAUACACUUUUUGCAUCUGGUUAAGAAGUAGCAAUUUAACACACAACCAUCCCAUCUUAUCGUAUUCAAAACAGGAAGAAGAAAGAAUAAUCAGAGUAUGGAUAGGAGGACAGGGCAAAAAUAUAAAUUUAGAAAUACUCGGCAACCCUAUAUUUGAGUUUCCACUAAAUAUUGUUGAAAAUCGAUGGUACCAUAUUUGUCAGUCGUGGUCAUCCCAUCAAGGUAUUUGGAUGCUAUAUUUGAAUGGAAAAGUUAAAUCAAGCGGAGCAUAUCCAAAAUUAAGAGGAAACUUCAUCAAAGGAGGAGGUGACAUUGUGGUAGGCCAAGAGUACACCGAUUUUGAUAAAGGUUUAGAUGACGGCAUAGAAGGAGACAUAUUUGGAUUUAAUUUAGUCCUCUCUGCAACUUCAGGAUCCCUUAAAUUUCCCCAGACAUCACCUUUUAGAAGAAAAUACCAAAAUGUACAUUCUCAACGAUUUCCACAACAACAUUUCAAUCCCAAACCUCAACAACCUCUUAUUUUUGGAUCUGGACAGACUGAAGGGUACAAAACUAUUCUCGAUGAAGACAGCAUAGCUCCGGACUCUCAAGGUUACGCUAUGAUAGAACCAAGUAGAAGUCCAAAAGGACUUUUAGACAUUUUUAGAAAUUUUUUUGGAGAAGAACCUUCUACUAGCGUUCGAGUUAUUAAAAAAUAUCCACAAAAUAUGUACAAAGUGAAUAACAGGAGAUCUUCUAUAAACGAUAUUGGUGAUGUUAAAAAACCUUUAGGUCUUCUUUUAGUUGAAUUAAGUUUUGAUUGUGGUUUAAGAAAAGGAGCACCGCUUAGUGGAAAAAAUGUUAUAGUUAAUUGGAACCAAAGUCCUGUAAGAGUCUUUGGAGGUGCAAUUUUAAAAACGAUUCCUGCUUUUUGCUAUGAAAAAUCGAUACAAUAAAUGUGCCAAUUGUGUGCUUAAAUCAUAAUCACAAUGUUCUACAUCCAACCUGUUCAAAAUCUUUAGUAUUAUUAUGUCUAAAAUAUACUGCGCCGCAAAUAUAACUUAUAUUUUAUCAAAAACCAUUGUAGUUUUGAAAGUAAAAAAAAAUAAGUUGAAAGAUAUGACCAAUAAAUCAUUUUAAACCAUGUUAUGUUGGGAAUGGGGUAUUAAUACACUGCGACCUAAAAGAUCUAUUGUACCCACUUCUGUCGCCAGUGCACCAAGGAAAUGUCUCAAUGCCUAUAACGACCCUUCCAAUCCUAUUUUCUCAAGAAAAUGUGAGAUUUGAAGUGGCUUCAAGUUAGGUAAAUCUCCCUCUUUUAUUUGAUAUCAUCCUAGAUAUAGUGCUCUUGGAUUCUGGUGUGCUACACAUUCAAUUAGGAUGUGAAUGGAGGAUUCGUCCUCCUCCUCACAGAAGCUGCACUCACUAUCCUCUACUAAUCUCAGUUUACUUAGGUGUCCUUUCAGUCGGCAAUGCCUGGUAAGGAUCCCUGUUACAAUACGUAGCCUGUUUUUGCUCAGGCAGAAGUAUCUUGGCCUGUCUCAGCCCCAAGAGAUUGUUCCAAUUAUUGGUUCUUCUACUGCCCAAUUCUUUUUUAAUCUCUCCUAAUAUUAUGUUACUUCUGAUACCGCAGAACGGCUCAGAUCCUACAAAGGGUGUUUGAGCCCCUGUGUUUGCAAGGCAAUCUCGUUAGCCUGUACCUCAUUAAGUCCCGGGACCCAAGUGAGAGUAACUAUAUUUUUCCCGCCUAGCUCAUUCAAUUGUUCUAGGCAUCUCCAGACCAUUUUUGAGCUGAUUACGUAAGAGUUCAGCGCUUUGAUGGCUGCUUCACUAUCGGACAUGAUGAUAAUUUCUUGUCUAUGAUACUUUCUCUUGAUGUACUUUAGCAUUUCAUCCUGCGGCAUGUCCCAGGUAUCUUUAGUCCUGAAGCAAGUAGACUUUCGUCUGAUUAUUCCGCUCCUGAUCAUUCUAUAUCGUAUCCUUUUUGCCACAUUCUCUAUCAUCAAAUGUAGAGAGGUAACGUUUAAGAUCACCUCCAUUGGGGCCGUAGGACAGGUUUUCAUUGCACCAGUAAUGCAAACACAGGCUAGUCUUUAUACUUUUGAGAUAUUAGCGCUGAGAUAGUUGCUAAACUAGUUCUGUUACUCCUGGCUACAGCCCCGUAAGUGAUGAUUGGUCUCACUAUUGCAGUAUACAUCCUUCGCAGUAUGUUUGGGUUACAUCCCCAUCGUUUGCCUGCAAUGUUUUGUGCAUACCAUUAGGGCUUUUGUGGCCUUAUUUACUACUUCCUUCUCAUAUGUGUUCCAGAGAAAUUUGUUGUUCAGGUUUGGGCCUAGACAUUUGACUUCAUUUUUCCAUUCUAUAUCUAUCCCGUCUAAUUUAACGGUUUUGAGAUGAUCAAGUUUUCUUUUCCUUAAAAAGGCUACUAGUGUUGUUUUUGUAGGGUUUAUACUUCACGGCACCAUCUUUUGGUAUGUUCUAUUCCUCGUUGGACUAUAUCACACAGGAUAUUACUAAACUUGCCUCUGCAAAUAUGACUAUUUCGUCGGCAUAACCUUGACAGGGUAUGCCGAGGUCAGUCAAUCUGCAUAAUAGAAGUUCGUUUGCGGUUAGGCUCCACAUUAGUGGGGAUAGAACUCCUCCUUGUGGACAUUCUCUGGUUGUGCAGAUGGAGAUGGUGUCCUACCCCAUCUGUGUCUCUGCAUUUCUCGUAGAUAACAGCUGAGCCAUCCAUCUGGAUGUGAUGUUAUCUACUCCUCUAUAUGCAAGUGCUCUUUUUACAGAUUCGUGUGGCGUGUUAAAAGCUCCUUCUAUGUCUAGGAAGGCACACACGACCGUUUCUUUGUUUGUUAGUGCAUCCUGGAUUACGUCAGUCAACUGUACCAGGGCAGUUUCUGUAGAUCUUCCUGCUAGGUACGCGUGUUGGCUGUGGUGAAGUGGCACUCUCUCCAGGACUUCUGUUCUGAUAUAAUUGCCAACAGCCUUCUCCAUUGUUUUUAAUACAAAGGAUGUGAGGUUGAUUGGUAGGAAGGAUUUAGGAUGUGUAGUAUCCUUUUCCCCUACUUUUGGAAUAAAAGUGACUCUGGCCCUUCUCCAUUCUUCUGGUAUAUAUCCCAGCUCCAGACUACUCUGAAAUAGCCGGAUUAUGUGUGAUAGUAAUUCCUCCUGUGCCUGCUGAAGCAGGGCAGGAAAUAUUCCAUCCACACCUGGAUACUUAAACGGUUCAAAAGUGUUAACAGCCCACUUUAACCGAUUUCUGCUGCAUAUGUGUUUGGCCACUACAGCGGCCUCUCUUGGGGGCCUGCUUACCUUAGUUGUGUCCCUUAUUAGAAAAGGUGUGCUUCCCGGAAAGUGCGUUUCGAGUAAGAGGCGAGCUCUUUCCUCCUCACUCUCCAUGAAGCUUCCAUUUGGUUUCUUUAAUGCCAUAACUGUAUCAACUCUCCCUUUUGCCAGGGCCCUGUGCAGUCUCACUGCCGCAGGUGUAGAGUUAAUAUCCUCGCAGAAUGUUCUAAAGCUGUUACGUUUAGCUAUCCUGCUUUCUUUGUUGUAGGUAGUAAGCGCCUCGGUGUAGCUCUGCCAAUCUCCGCUGUGCUUGGCCCUAUUAUAGAGCUUCCGCACUUCAGAUCGUAAGUUUGACAGAUGACGGUUUCACCAAGGAACAUCCUUACUAGUUCUAUUUCUUUGAAUGGGGCCGCUUGAUUCAUAUGCCUCAAGUAUUGCCCCAUUUUAAACCAUUGGUCUGCAUUAUAAAUAUUUUAUUAGUUAGAUUUUUUUAUUUUAACAAGUAUGCGUUAAUUUUGCGGUGCAGUGCACUUAAAGUAUAUUAUCUUAGAUUAUGUUAAAUAAUGUUCAUAUGAAUUAUAAUUUAGAAACUAGUACAGUAGAAUACUGCGCAUGAAGUUUUAAACAUGUGAUAUAUUGGUGAAAUAUUAAUAAUGCCUAUAAAAUUAAAUUACAGAGAUAUAUUUAAUUUAAUUUUAUAAAUUAGUUUCUUUUGACGGUAGGUACAAAUUGGCAGGAAUAGAAAAAGCCGC
This is a messenger RNA of Psylliodes chrysocephalus, 4484 nucleotides long. Lineage: Eukaryota; Metazoa; Arthropoda; Insecta; Coleoptera; Chrysomelidae. The record is from the annotation of a GenBank genome assembly.